GAGAGAGAGAGAGAGAGAGUGGGGCAGGGAAGCUCCAGAGAAGACUCCAAUGGCCUCAAGCACCGCCUCCACCGUCGUCGCCGUAGCCGCUCCAAUUCCUCCUCCCAUACCAAACACCUCGCCGCCGAGGAUUUCGCCGGCAUCGCUCUCCUCACCCUCCUCCGAGCGGAGAUGAAGUUCAAGGACAAAUGGCUGGCCUGUCUUUCCUUCGGAGAGCUUACGCAGACCUCCGACCAAACAGACAAACCUGUUUGGAACUCUCAAAAGAAGCUUCUUUUGGAAAAAAAUGGGCCUCAUGUUGCAAGGAUCUCAGUGUAUGAGACAAAUAAAAUGCAUAAAAACACUCUGAUAGGAUAUUGUGAGAUUGGUCUACUGGAAUUUCUAAACAGGGAAUUAGAAUCCGAUUCCAGUUCCUUGAGUGAGACACUGAACCUGUUGGAUCCAUCAUCACCAGACAAAGUUGUGGGACAAAUAUCUGUUUCAAUAUCUGUUGAGGACCCAAUUGAAACAGAAAAGAGUUUUGCAAGACGAAUUUUAUCCAUAGUGGACUACAAUGAAGAUGGACACUUAUCAUUGUCUGAAUUUUCUGACUUAAUUACUGCUUUUGGGAAUCAAGUGGCAGUGAACAAGAAAGAGGAGAUGUUCAAAGCAGCUGACAAGAAUGGGGAUGGUGUUGUUAGCAUGGAUGAGUUGGCUGACCUUCUUGCCAUUCAACAAGAAAAGGAACCACUAAUGAAUUGCUGUCCCGUUUGUGGCGAGACCCUUGAAGUUUCAGAUCGACUGAACCACAUGAUUCAUUUGACCCUGUGUUUUGAUGAAGGAACUGGAAAACAGGUUAUGACUGGAGGAUUUUUGACAGAUAAACAGGCGAAUUACGGGUGGAUGUUUAAGCUUAGUGAAUGGGUCAAUUUUUCAUCUUAUGACAUUGGUUUAAACUCUGGAUCAAGUGGUUCCCGUAUUCUGGUUUUUGAUCGGAGGACAAAGACACUUGUAGAAGAAUUGAUAGAUGGAAAGAUUGCCUUGUCAAUGAGAGCCAUCUACCAGUCGAAACUAGGGCUUGGCCUUAUGGAUACAGGGGCUAAGGACGUCUUGCAGAGCAUCUCCGAAAAGCAGGGGCGGAAAAUGAACUCGGUGGAAUCUGCUAAAGAGAUACCAAAAUUCAUUGAAUUUUUUAGGGAUCAACUAAAUUUGGCUGAAGUCAAGUACCCUUUGGAACAUUUCAAGACAUUCAAUCAAUUUUUCGUGAGAGAGUUAAAGCCUGGUGCAAGACCAAUUGCCUGCCCAGAACGUGAUGACGUUGCCGUCUGUGGUGCAGAUUGUCGUCUUACAGCAUUCAGAACUAUUGAUGAAAGUCUAAGAUUUUGGAUUAAGGGUCGGAAAUUUUCAGUUCAAGGACUUCUGGGGAAAGAUAUAUGUUCUAGUGCUUUUAUUGACGGAACAUUGGUCAUCUUUCGCUUGGCACCACAGGAUUAUCAUCGUUUUCAUAGUCCUGUUUCUGGAACUGUUGAGCAGUUUGUAGAUGUACCUGGAUGUUUAUAUACGGUUAAUCCUAUAGCUGUUAAUAGCAAGUAUUGUAAUGUCUUCACUGAGAACAAGCGAGUAGUAUCGAUUAUAUCAACAAAGGAGUUUGGAAAGGUGGCUUUCAUUGCAAUCGGUGCAACUAUGGUUGGCAGCAUCAGCUUCUUGAAAAAAGAGAGAGACCGUGUAAAGAAAGGAGAUGAGGAUGCAAUUCAGAUAGAUGAGGAUCUCUUGGCCAAUAGUGCACGGUCGCUGGAGACCUUGGUGUAUGUUGGAAUGAAGUUGGGCGUCUCGAAGAAACAAGCCAACGUUGGGUUGCCAAACUUACAGAACUGUGUGUUGCAGGAUUAAGGGUGUACUAACACGCUAGACUUUUUUGUAUGAACAUAAAUAAUGUUCAGUUACAACUAAUGAAAUACCAUAAGUUGGCAUCUAAAAGGUUUGGGAUUUGAUUUGAUCCCUCCAAGUUUAAGCUAGGAGUUGGUUCUCCAACGUUUUCAACAGGAUUGGAUUCUUGGUAUAGUGGUAUAGAGUCAGUCGAAGGAAUCAGUUUGAAAUUCAUUAUGUGCGACUCAAUUCAUUUGCCAA
Messenger RNA from Argentina anserina (silverweed cinquefoil), 2106 nucleotides. Its product is annotated as phosphatidylserine decarboxylase proenzyme 2-like. The record is from RefSeq and is a predicted model, not a curated record. Gene Ontology annotation, biological process: phospholipid biosynthetic process. NCBI's taxonomy places the organism in Eukaryota, Viridiplantae, Streptophyta, Magnoliopsida, Rosales, Rosaceae. Gene Ontology annotation, molecular function: phosphatidylserine decarboxylase activity; calcium ion binding.